Molecule: messenger RNA, 584 nt
Organism: Acaulospora morrowiae
Lineage: Eukaryota; Fungi; Glomeromycota; Glomeromycetes; Diversisporales; Acaulosporaceae
Source: the annotation of a GenBank genome assembly
UGCUUGAACGUCUGAGUGUAGAUAAUGCCGAACAUUUAGAUGGUAACGUCAAAGCACAUCAGUUAUGGUGUGCACUGAAAGCAUUACAAGAUGCAGUCGAGCAACCUCACCGAACACCAUUUGCAGAACAAAUUCAAUCAUUGAAAAAUUUCUCUUCAGCCGAUGAAGUAGUGUCAACGGUUUUGUCAACAAUUGAUGAUUCAGUUGCCAUCAACGGUAUUGAUUCUGUUUCUGAAUUGUCGGCGCGAUUUCUUACCGUUAAAGAAGAAGUUCGGCGGGCUUCCUUAGUACCCGAAGACGGAGGUGUCUUGUCUCAUCUUCUGUCCAUUAUAAUGUCUAAAAUCAUGUUCCGUAAACAUGGUUACGUGGAUGGGAAUGAUGUGGAAGCUAUACUUGCUAGGGUUCAAUAUCACCUCAACGAAAACGAUUUGGACAAUGCCACGAGGGAAUUGAAUCAGUUAAAAGGAUGGCCGAAAAGGUUGGCUGAAGAUUGGAUUAAAUCAGCUAAGAACCAUUUAGAAGUCAAACAGGCUAUUGAGGUAAUCGAGGCACAAGCAACAUUAUCUAGCAUUUCUGUUAUAUAA